Tupaia belangeri chinensis (Chinese tree shrew) is the source of this 494-nucleotide messenger RNA. RefSeq names its product protein CEBPZOS. The coding region runs from base 32 to 274 and encodes 80 amino acids. The transcript has a single exon. The record is from RefSeq and is a predicted model, not a curated record. Lineage: Eukaryota; Metazoa; Chordata; Mammalia; Scandentia; Tupaiidae.
CGCUCGCUGAACUCACUUUCGGUUUCCCAGGAUGGCCCGCACUAUGGAACCACUGGCAAAGAAGAUCUUUAAAGGAGUUUUAGUAGCUGAACUUCUAGGCGUUUUCGGAGCAUAUUUUUUGUUUACUAAGAUGAACACAAGCCAAGAUUUCAGGCAUACAAUGAACAAGAAAUUCCCUUUCAUCUUAGAAGUUUAUUACAAAUCUAUCGAACAAUCUGGAAUGUACGGGAUCAGAGAACAAGAUCAAGAAAAAUGGCUGAAUAGCAAAAAUUAGGACCAGUCAUCACGCUCGGCCUCCCAUCUAAGCUGUUUGAGACCUGUGGGAGGAGAAAGAGGUGCCUUUCACACUGCAGACGCUUGGUGGCCCCACAGCACAUCCUCCGGAGUACCAGGGACUUCUGCUCUGCCCUGGCUUGAGUUUCCCACCCACAGUGCAAGUCAACUACUUGUUUGUUGCUUUUCUUCUGUAUUUAUUGUUAAAUAUCAACGUUUUA